ACAAAACGACGACUACUCUCCUUUAAACUAAAAUUACAUAAAUACCCCUCAAAAUCCACAGAUCACUACUAUUCAACUGUUUCGUCUACCUUCUCCUUUCCCUCUUCCCAACCUACACAUUACCAUUCCCAUAUUAAAAUCCACAAAUCUCAAAUCCCCAAAAACCCAAACCCUAAAAUCGAAAACAAUGAAAUGUUACAAAAGCUCAUCAAUUCUCUCAACCAAUCACCACCCAUUCUUCUACAAACAACAACCAAUCUCAUCCCUUCAACCAUCUUCCUUCCCAUCAACUCUCUCUUACCCGACCCGAACCCGCUUCUCCUCCACCCGAAUCCAAUCUCGACUAACCCACGACGAUCCAGUUAAACAAUCGAAAGACUUAUCCUUCUACGAUCUUCUCGGCGUCACCGAAUCAGUCACACUCCCAGAAAUCAAACAAGCUUAUAAACAACUUGCUCGUAAAUAUCACCCCGAUGUUUCUCCUCCGGAUCGUGUCGAAGAAUACACAGAUCGGUUUAUUCGAGUUCAAGAAGCUUACGAAACUCUCUCCGAUCCUCGCCGGAGAGUUUUAUAUGAUCGUGAUUUGUCUAUGGGGUUUUCGUUUUCUUUCUCCGGUAAACGCCGGAACCGUUACGAUGAGGAAGUGGUGGAAGAGAAGAGUGAGUGGAAGGCAAAAUGGCAAACUCAGCUCUCAGGGCUAAGGAGAAGAAGCAAUCAGAAAGACAAUAACUCAAUGUCUUGGGCUGCUAGAAUGCGCCGUCAACAACAAGAUUCCUCUUAACACACAACAUCAUGUCUUUAGCCUCCUUACGUAUAGUCUUUUAAUUGUUUGUGUGUAAUAUAGAAAGCAUAGCAUCAAUACCAAGAAACUUUGUAUAUAUGUAUACACUUUUCUCUGUGCCUUUACCAAUCGGCAAGCACAUUAAAUAGAUAAAUACCCUAAUUAUAAGCUUC
Molecule: messenger RNA, 954 nt
Organism: Arabidopsis lyrata subsp. lyrata
Lineage: Eukaryota; Viridiplantae; Streptophyta; Magnoliopsida; Brassicales; Brassicaceae
Product: chaperone protein dnaJ 20, chloroplastic
Exons: 2
Coding region: 188-781 (197 amino acids)
Cellular component (GO): chloroplast
Source: RefSeq, a predicted model, not a curated record